AUGGAAGUUACUGGUCCUUGUGAUGGAAAUAAGUCGGGAGCUUCCAAAAUCUUGUAUAAGGAUUCGCUUCUCACCGUGGCGGGCUCUAUCAUUGAGGAUGAGUAUGUUGACAUGGAAGAGGUUAAUGAAGACAUUCUGGAUCCAGAGAAUAGAUGGUACCAAGAUACGAAUAAAGACACCCAUGAAGAAGAACCGUUCAAUCCUUGUCCCACCAUUCCUAUUUCGAAGGAAGAGUUCGAUGAGUGGUGUAAACCAUGGAGAUCCGCACUCUAUGUCAAGCUUUUGGGAAAAAGAAUUGGCUUAGGAUUUAUGGAACAGCGUUUAAAGAGAGACUGGGGUAAGAAAGGCUCUAUUAAUGUUAUUGAUAUGGAUCGUGAUUAUUUUUUUGUUCAUUUUGUAGAUGCGGAAGACUACUCUCAUGCUUUAAUGGAAGGACCUUGGAUGAUUGCCGGACACUAUCUCAUUGUGCAAAGAUGGCGACCUUUUUUCUUAGAAUCUGAGAAAGCAGUGAGAAAAAUUGCUGCCUGGAUUCGGAUACCAAACCUCCCUAUUGAGCUCUAUAACCAUAAAUUUCUAUGGAGAGUUGGGUCUACUAUUGGCCACAUGCUCAAAACUGACCGGUCAACCUCAAUCCAUUCAAGAGGACGCUUUGCUAGGAUUUGUGUCGAAAUUGAUCUUGCCAAAAAACUUGUCCUUAGGAUCUCGGUUCUUGGAUCAGAACUCUAUAUUGAAUAUGAACGACUGCACCAAAUUUGCUUCUCCUGCGGCAAGUAUGGUCACAGGUCUGAUUUGUGCACUGAUGAGCCGGUGGAAAAGACGGCGGGCCAGAAAGCCGGCGCGGAAGGGAACACUAUGGCUUUCGAAGACCCACCAUCCGUCGAGACUGAGAACCAAAAUGGAAAGAAUCAAGAUUCUAGCGGUGGUAAUCAAGGGAAUCAAAUUUUCCCUGAUUUUGGGCCAUGGAUGUUAGUUAAACGUAACUUUAGGCGGAAAAAGGGCAUGAAUAAUCAAGGGAACAUUGGAGGCAUGAUUGGUCAAGAUCUACCUAAUAAUCAAGAAAGAGAAUAUGAUGAAGAUAUGCCCACCAAUGCUAAUGGCUCACGUUUUAUUACUUUGAAUGAGGAAGGAAUGAAUUCUUCGGCCAAUAAUUCCAUGCAAAGGCCUUGA
Molecule: messenger RNA, 1167 nt
Organism: Arachis ipaensis
Lineage: Eukaryota; Viridiplantae; Streptophyta; Magnoliopsida; Fabales; Fabaceae
Molecular function (GO): RNA binding; zinc ion binding
Source: RefSeq, a predicted model, not a curated record